AUGUGUCAACUGGUUUUUGAGGUGUGGGGACAGAACAAAACCCACAAAAUUCUAAUUAAAACCUCGUUCGCAGCCACUUUGCUGUCUGGUGGACGUGUGCCACAUUUGGAGGAACUCAUUAUUGGCGGACAGGAUACGCCCAUCGAGAAUGAUCCUUGGCUGGUGGCUCUACUCGUGAACGGUGAACAUAUCUGCAGUGGUACCAUCUACACCAAAGAUUUUAUUAUAACUGCCGCCCAUUGUGUUAGUACGAUAAAUCCUGAGCAACUUCAAGUUCGAGCGGGCUCAUCAAAUCGAAGCCAAGGCGGAACAAUCAGCAAUGUGGCGGCGAUCAAAUAUUACACUGGUUCUCCACGUUUUUCAUUGGUGAAGAGCGACAUUGCCGUCCUACGGCUAAGUGAACCUCUGAUAUUCAAUGAUAGAGUGCAGAGUGUUCCCUUGGCUGAUGCAAGAUCGACCUGUUGGGGUUGCACGAGUUCUAAAAAUCUGUUCCCUGAAGUCCUGCAGAGCGUUGCGAUUCCUAUCUUAAGCAAAAGACAGUGUCUAAAGUUUCGUCACAACAAAAAGAUAUUAUUUGUGCCGGAGCAUCCGGAAAAUCAGUCUGCCCGGGCGACUCUGGCGGCCCAUUGA
Molecule: messenger RNA, 630 nt
Organism: Drosophila guanche
Lineage: Eukaryota; Metazoa; Arthropoda; Insecta; Diptera; Drosophilidae
Product: trypsin alpha-like
Exons: 2
Coding region: 1-630 (209 amino acids)
Biological process (GO): proteolysis
Molecular function (GO): serine-type endopeptidase activity
Source: RefSeq, a predicted model, not a curated record